Caenorhabditis briggsae is the source of this 561-nucleotide messenger RNA. The record is from RefSeq and is a predicted model, not a curated record. The annotation marks the transcript as partial. Lineage: Eukaryota; Metazoa; Nematoda; Chromadorea; Rhabditida; Rhabditidae. The transcript has a single exon.
AUGCCACAAAAAGCUAAGCCUAUGCCACAAAUAGCUAAGCCUAUGACACAAAUAGCUAAGCCUAUGCCACAAAUAGCUAAGCCUAUGCCACAAAUAGCUAAGCCUAUGCCACAAAAAGCUAAGCCCAUGCCACAAAUAGCUAAGCCUAUGCCACAAAUAGCUAAGCCUAUGCCACAAAUAGCUAAGCCUAUGCCACAAAUAGCUAAGCCUAUGCCACAAAUAGCUAUGCCACAAAAAGCUAAGCCUAUGCCACAAAAAGCUAAGCCUAUGCCACAAAUAGCUAAGCCUAUGCCACAAAAAGCUAAGCCUAUGCCACAAAAAGCUAAGCCUAUGCCACAAAAAGCUAAGCCUAUGCCACAAAUAGCUAAGCCUAUGCCACAAAAAGCUAAGCCUAUGCCACAAAAAGCUAAGCCUAUGCCACAAAUAGCUAUGCCACAAAAAGCUAAGCCUAUGCCACAAAAAGCUAAGCCUAUGCCACAAAAAGCUAAGCCUAUGCCACAAAUAGCUAAGCCUAUGCCACAAAAAGCUAAGCCUAUGCCACAAAAAGCUAAGCCCAUGCCA